AUGUACUCCUAUACCGUCCCAACCAAGGCCAUCGUGACCUACACCGACGAGGAAUGGCGCUACCAAGAUGUCCUGGCACGAGAGCCAGAAGCCCACGAGCUACUGAUCAAGAUCGUUGCCACUGGGAUCUGUCAUACCGAUAUUGCCAACGUUGGCGGCAUCUAUCCCCGAGUCCUUGGCCACGAAGGCGGCGGCAGGAUCCUACGGCGGGGCGCUGAUGUAGACCCGGCACUGCUGGAGGGCGACCCAGUUCUGCUGUCCUUCGCCCAUUGCAGAGCGUGCCAUAUGUGCAACACUGGCCAUCCCGCGCACUGUCGAGAGCAGGUUCCGAUCACCAUUCGAGGACAGGACCCUAACUUUGCUCUUGCGAACAACGAAGGCGAGGAUGAGAGGUUAGAAGACGAUGGUGGUGGACGGAAGAGGGUGGUCAAGGCGAGCUACUUUGGUCAUUCGAGUUUUAGCGGCAUUGCACUUGUCAAGGAGAGUUCGGUUGUGCCCAUGAAAGGUCUCAUUAAGGAUGAGGAGGAGCUCAAAAUCUUUGCGCCGCUGGGCUGUGGUAUCCAGACUGGGGCAUGCGCAGUAACAAACGCAAUGAAGCCUGAUCCUGCUACUGACAGUCUCGCGGUCUUUGGUCUUGGUGGAGUUGGAUUGAGCGCACUCAUGGCAGCAAAAGCACUCGGCGUCCGCACAAUCAUCGCCGUCGACAUCCUGCCCAACCGCCUGUCUCUUGCCGAAGAGCUCGGCGCGACGCACACCAUCAACAGCAAAGGCAUGAGCAGAGACGACCUCUCUCAAGCCCUCCGAGGUCUGCCUCCCUUCUCCGACCCGAAAGGCCCAGAGGGUCCGACAGGGAUCGUGGACACCACCGGCAUUCCAGCCCUCCUCCAAGCGGCACUUGCCAGCGUUCAUCGGCUAGGAAGGGUGGUGCAGCUCGCCAAUCAAGGUCCUGGAAGUAAUGUUGCGGUGGGCUUGCCGGAGCAUAUGAGCAAUGGGACGCACUUGACUGGCACGAUCCAAGGUGAUGCAAAUCCGAAGGAGUCGAUUCAGAUGUUAGUGAAAUGGUAUCGGGAAGGGAAAUUGCCGCUGGAGAAGUUGGAGCAGCAAUUCAAGGUGGAGGACUUUGAGAAGGCGAGGGAGGAGAUGCACGCUGGGGGAGUCAUCAAGCCUGUGCUGAUAUGGCCUCAAUGA
This is a messenger RNA of Saxophila tyrrhenica, 1188 nucleotides long. RefSeq lists its product as uncharacterized. The record is from RefSeq and is a predicted model, not a curated record. Gene Ontology annotation, molecular function: zinc ion binding; oxidoreductase activity. Lineage: Eukaryota; Fungi; Ascomycota; Dothideomycetes; Mycosphaerellales; Extremaceae. The transcript is spliced from 3 exons. Bases 1 to 1188 code for a protein of 395 amino acids.